Molecule: messenger RNA, 2235 nt
Organism: Guillardia theta CCMP2712
Lineage: Eukaryota; Cryptophyceae; Pyrenomonadales; Geminigeraceae
Exons: 2
Coding region: 1-2235 (744 amino acids)
Source: RefSeq, a predicted model, not a curated record
AUGUCGGCUGAUAGCACGGCAAACUCAAGAGACUUCUGCUGCAGCUUAUGCUCUGAGAUGGUAGAGUGGAAACGGGAAUGUAUGGACCUGCGCCGGUUGCUGAUGCAAACUUGUGAUGAGUUGGUGGAACAGAAGAAGACUCGAACCAACACGGAAAUGCUGAAUCAACAGCUCUUUCAGGAUGUCUGCCUGCUCAAAAGUAAGCUGGAUGAAUCAGAGUCAAUGCGUCUGGCCAGCAAUGAAGAGUGGAGCAAGGUAGUGGAGAGGUUGGAGAGCAAACUCGAGGACCAGAACGUCUUGAGGGAUAAAAGCUCGGGUGUGCUGGCUAAACAUCAACAAGCUGAGCUUCAAACGUGCCUGGAAAAGGAAAGAAACAACAACAGACGUCUCGCUGCAAUGCUGGCCAAGCUUGAAACAAGGUUAGAGCAUGACCAGGCGCAGAGGCAGAAGGUGGCAGGAGCAAUGCCAGAGCUCAUCAGUGAGCUCCACAGCCUACAUGCUCUGCUUAAUGAGGCCAUGCAAGACAAACAGGCAGCCGGGGAGCACAUCGAGUUGCUGAGAACAGAGAUCACCUACCUGAAUGCUGAGAACGCGAGGCUGAGAAAGAACGACUCGGACACUGUCUUCGCACAGAUCAGAGACAUGAUCUCAAGCGAGAGGAUAAAGCUCCUCGGCGACAACCUCCUGGAGUUCUUCCAGGCAUUCCAAGAGCUCAAUGUGCUGCUUGCUGCGGACAUUGCCGACGCAUCUCAAAGAUUGGACGUGUUGGACAGUCUCUUUGAGGACUCUGAGAAGAGCAUAACGGAGGUUGUUAGAAGUCAGAUGAACACUAUCAGGACUUUGAUGGCCGUGGAGAAGCAUUUCGUGUUGCAAAGCGACAAGCAGGUCGAGGAGAAAAAGGCUCUACAGCAGAAGCUCGAACAGAUGGAGGCUGCGAUGUCGCUGCUCCAAUCAGAGAAUGACCAGCUGAGCUCUCAGGUGUUGGCUCUGUCGCAGCACGUGAGCCAAGCAGCUGGUGAUGUCGACAGCAAUCCGUUCAAUGACGGUGGACAUCUAGAACAAUGUGCCGUGCGAUCAGCUCAGAUGAGAACAACAAACAUGCCGACUAACACACCUUCAUUGGAUGCGUGUGAUGAUCGUAUCCAAGAUGCAAAGAUACAUCACGCGUCAAGCUCGAAUGGAGACUUUACGGAAGUUCUGGACAUCUCAACCGCGCAAUGUCUGGAAGCGAAAUAUGAGCGCCUGCAGAUUGAGCUAGCGGACAAGCAGUCUGCCAUAGACAAGUAUAUCGAUGAACAGCUCGUUCUGUAUGCUCGAAUCUUUGCCAUGGAGAGUGAGAACGAGAACUUGAAGGUGAAACUUAUGUCUCAGAGCAGAUCCUUCUCCGAUGUCAUUGAAAACUCUCCCGUGCCCUGUGAACUGUCGGAAUGGUCGGCGUACGACGAGGGGCAUGUGAGCAAGAGCUUCGACGAUUCCUUGUCCUCCCUUGAAGAAGUCGUGCAAGGGGUCGAGGAGGAGAUCGGAAAAGCGUUUAUUGUUGCAGCUUCGUCGUUGAAACUGUCAGUCAAGGCGGAGGAGGAGGAGGAGGAGGAGGAGGAGGAGGAGGAGGAGGAGGAGGAGGAGAGGCUGAAACUUACCAUGUCGACGAUUUCAAAGACCAUCAGGUUUGUGAUCGAGGGCAUCGAGGAGAUCGAGUUCAAACGUUCCAAGGAGAUCGACAACGAGCUGGCAGCUCUCUUCAGUAACAUCUCAGUGAGUCUCCUGCCAGAUACCAGCGGUCAGUCCUCGCGUUUUGCAAGCAUGGCAGGAACGCGCACGCCGGUAGAAAACCAGGUGAAAGAAGCGAUCAAAGAAUUGAGCACGUCUCAUGGGUGGCACUUGUUCUUAGCAAACACUCUGAGACACAACGUGGAGCUCGAAAGGAGACUUCGCGCAUUCAAGGACAGCUCCCAGGGCUCGCCCAGCAGAAGAGAGCAGGCGAGGCUGAUCAGUCUAGAUCAGAACGUCACUGCCUUGAGGUUGUCGCUCGCUGACGCCCAGGACAAGAACAAGUUUCUGCUGAGCGAGGUGGAGAGGCUGAACACCUGCAAGGAGGAGGCUGACGCUGAGGUCGACGACUUGAACUCCAAGUUGCUCUCCCUCGUCGAGCAUCUCCAGGGAUCAGAGCCCUUCGGCCUUGACUUCUAUCGGAUCCUCAAACGGUUUGAUCCCCGGCGAGAAGCAAAGAAGACUUGA